Saccostrea echinata is the source of this 1126-nucleotide messenger RNA. RefSeq lists its product as uncharacterized. The record is from RefSeq and is a predicted model, not a curated record. Lineage: Eukaryota; Metazoa; Mollusca; Bivalvia; Ostreida; Ostreidae. Gene Ontology annotation, molecular function: ATP-dependent polydeoxyribonucleotide 5'-hydroxyl-kinase activity; double-stranded DNA binding; polynucleotide 3'-phosphatase activity. The transcript has 2 exons. Gene Ontology annotation, biological process: DNA repair. The coding region runs from base 39 to 1016 and encodes 325 amino acids.
UAAAUCGAAAGUAGGAAAAGUGGGCGCCAAACCAAAAGAUGGCUUCCGAACCUUUGAGUGCAGAAUAUGCCAAAUCGGGGAAAGCAGGUUGUAAAGGAUGCGGAAAAUCCAUCAACAAGGGUGAACUUCGUGUAGGAUUUGUGGGCAAAGCGAACUUCGGUGCUACUGCGUGGUACCACUACGACUGCAUCUGGAAAGACGUGGAAAACCUUAAAUCUGUCGACGCCACAAAGACUGCGAAGCUUCUGGUCCAAAAUUAUGAUGAAUUAAAGGACGACGACAAGAAGAGGCUGAAUGAUGAUUUGCCAAAAUUCUGCAAAGAGGCCGCCGAGAAAGCGAGCAAGGCGGAACCAAAAGUCAAGACUGAUAUGGCAGCAGAAUAUGCCCCGUCUGCGAAAUCGAAUUGUAAAGGAUGUUCGAAAGCAAUUGAGAAAGGCGCGCUUCGUGUUGGGUUCCCAGGAAAAGCCAAUUUUGGAGCUACGGCGUGGUACCAUUACGACUGCAUAUGGAAUGAAACGUCAUAUUUGGCACCGAUAGAUACUUCUAAAAGUUUGGAAAAAGUCGUGGAUGGAUUCAAAAAUCUGAAAAAGGAAGAUCAAACAAAACUGCAAAAAGAUCUGAAGAAAAACUGCGAAACGGCAGUGAAGAAAGAAUCUGAGCCUAAACCCCCAUCUCUGAAAAUGGCUGCAGAGUAUGCAAAAUCCGACAAAUCAGAAUGCAAAGGAUGUUCCAGCAAAAUCAACAAAAAUACCCUGAGGGUGGGUUUUACUGGGAAGGCAAAUUUUGGCGCCGUGGCAUGGUAUCACUUAAAUUGUCUGAAGAAAUGUCAGAAGGAGUACUUAGAAGGCAUCAAAGCAGGCGAGCCAAUAAAAGGUGUCGUGGAUGGUUUCGACAAACUGAAUAAAGAUGACCAAAAGAACGUAGAGAGCGAAGUAAAGGCAUUAUUGCCAGGAGCACCAAAACGAAAGUCAGAGGGUGGUGAAAAAUCCGUUCCUGCAAAAAAGGGCAAAAAAUAGAGGAGUGUUGACUUUUUAUCAAAGAUAUCUCCUCUUUAUAUCAUUGUAAAACUCUGUUCACAUGCGUGCAAUAACGAAGACUGUUUUUGAAAUAAAAUAAACAAGUAGAA